Messenger RNA from Pezoporus occidentalis (night parrot), 2692 nucleotides. RefSeq names its product nuclear receptor subfamily 2 group F member 1 (gene NR2F1). Gene Ontology annotation, biological process: anatomical structure development; cell differentiation; cellular response to corticotropin-releasing hormone stimulus. The transcript has 5 exons. Gene Ontology annotation, molecular function: nuclear glucocorticoid receptor binding; RNA polymerase II cis-regulatory region sequence-specific DNA binding; zinc ion binding. Bases 514 to 2058 code for a protein of 514 amino acids. NCBI's taxonomy places the organism in Eukaryota, Metazoa, Chordata, Aves, Psittaciformes, Psittacidae. Gene Ontology annotation, cellular component: nucleus; transcription regulator complex. The record is from RefSeq and is a predicted model, not a curated record.
AGAGGGCGCGGAGAGGCGGCGAGAGCCGCGGAGAGCGGGAGCUGAGCGGGGAAGCGGCCAGGCGGGGGUAUUUUAAAGAAGAGGGGAGGGGGGGUGAAAAGCGCAGGAAAGGGCAGGGAAGGAAAGGGAAGGGAGGAAGAGGAAAGGAAGAGUGUGGUUUAAAAAAAAAAAAGAGGGAGAGAGAGAGAGGAAGGAAGGGAGAGAGGGAGAGAAUCCUCUGCUGCCCCCUCCCCCUCCCUAAAAAAGAAGAAAAAAAAUUAGCUAGACCGAGGGGAGGGGGGCUCCCGGCGAAAAAUAAAUAAAAUAAAGAAAACGGCAGGAGCGGCUCCAGGCGGCAGCGGCAGCAGGGCAGCGACGGCGGCAGCCGAGGCGGAGGCAGGCGGCAGGCAGGGUCCCCUCGCUCCCCGCUCGCCCCCGGCGCCCGGUCUGCCGCCCCCCGCCCGCCCCCUGCCUCCCUCCCCGGCAGCCCGCAGCGAGACGCGCCGCUCCCCAGCACUUUUUUGGGCCCGAGAUAUGGCAAUGGUAGUUAGCAGCUGGCGAGAUCCGCAGGAAGACGUGGCCGGGGGCACCCCGAGCGGCCCCAACCCCGCCGCGGCGCAGCCUGCCCGGGAUCAGCCGCCCCAGCAGCAGCAAGGCGGGGGCUCGGCAGCCCCGCACACCCCGCAGACCCCCAGCCAGCCGGGACCCCCCUCCACACCGGGCACGGCAGGGGACAAGGGAGCGGGCCAGCAGGGCUCGGGGCAGAGCCAGCAGCACAUCGAGUGCGUGGUGUGCGGGGACAAGUCCAGCGGCAAGCACUACGGCCAGUUCACCUGCGAGGGAUGCAAAAGUUUCUUCAAGAGGAGCGUCCGCAGGAACUUAACUUACACAUGCCGCGCCAACAGGAACUGUCCCAUCGACCAGCACCACCGCAACCAGUGCCAGUACUGCCGCCUCAAGAAGUGCCUCAAAGUGGGCAUGAGGCGGGAAGUUGCAAGCUUGUGCAUUCACUGUGCAACGCUGACUGCAGGCUUUUGCAGUGGCAACAGCGCACCAAAGAUAUUAAUUACACCGUCCCCUUUUUUUUCCACGAAUGUUUGGCUAUUCGGUUCAGCGAGGAAGGAUGCCACCCACCCAGCCCAACCCCGGCCAGUACGCCCUGACCAACGGCGACCCCCUGAACGGGCACUGCUAUCUCUCGGGAUACAUCUCCCUGCUGCUGCGGGCCGAGCCCUAUCCCACUUCCCGCUACGGCAGCCAGUGCAUGCAACCCAACAACAUCAUGGGCAUCGAGAACAUCUGCGAGCUGGCCGCCCGCCUGCUCUUCAGCGCCGUCGAGUGGGCCCGCAACAUCCCCUUCUUCCCCGACCUACAGAUCACCGAUCAGGUAGCUCUGCUGCGGCUCACCUGGAGCGAGCUCUUCGUCCUCAACGCUGCCCAGUGCUCCAUGCCCCUCCAUGUGGCCCCGCUCCUGGCGGCUGCCGGCCUCCACGCAUCCCCUAUGUCGGCGGACCGCGUCGUCGCCUUCAUGGACCACAUCCGCAUCUUCCAGGAGCAGGUGGAGAAGCUGAAGGCGCUCCACGUCGACUCGGCCGAGUACAGCUGCCUGAAAGCCAUCGUCCUCUUCACCUCAGACGCCUGCGGCCUGUCGGAUGCUGCGCACAUCGAGAGCCUUCAGGAGAAGUCCCAGUGCGCGUUGGAGGAGUAUGUGCGGAGCCAGUACCCCAACCAGCCCAGCCGCUUCGGGAAGCUGCUGCUGCGGCUGCCCUCACUGCGCACCGUCUCCUCCUCUGUCAUCGAGCAACUCUUCUUCGUCCGCUUGUGCUCCUAGAGCCCGGCCCGCACCCCCAGGAGAAAAGCGGAGGAGCGGCAGAGGCGGGAGAGCUCGCACCGAGGGGCAGUCGGGGUGCGGGGGGGGCCCGGGAGGCGGACAUCGAACAAAAGAAAGGGCCGAGUAGGAGCAGAGGUGUGGCCGUGGCGGGGAAGGACGGGCCUCGCGUCCGUAGAGGUCGUGGUGUUUCGCUUUUUUAUUUUUGGUCUUUUUCUUUUUUUCGGAAAGGAGGACAAAAAAAAACAUAAAUAAUAAUAAAAGAGAUGAAAAAAAGGCAAAAAAAAAUUAAAAAUAAAGUCAAAACAACAAAAAAAUGAGUAUUGAGGGGAUAUUAAUCACACCUGAAGGGGAUACUGGAUUUUCCAGGAUUUAUUGUGGACUGUUGUUGAUAUAUGCUGUACAGUAACCAACAAAACGUGUCGAAACUGAACUGAACCUUGUGUAGAAUGAAGAAAAAAAAAGAGCAAAAAACAAACAAAACAAUUCCACACACAAACACUUACCACGAGCAUUGUUACUCAUUUUGUAAUAUAUUAGUCUUUAUUUUCAUUUUUUGUAAAACUUAAAACAUCAUAUGUGCAUAAAGGAAGAAAAAAAAAGAAAAAAAGAAUCGAGAAUUAGGGGGAAAUAACAUUUUCCAAAUAAUUAUUAAAAAAAGAAAAUUGUCCUGUGUCUAUGUAUCUAUAUCUGUUUUGUAUUUUUUUCUGGUUCCAAACCAGGUUUCCUGUGAUUCUAUACUAAUAAUUUUUGAUAUAACCCUUUGCUUCUUAUAAUGAGUGCGAUAUAUGUUGUCGAAGCUGUUCUUCAAGAAUUAAAAUUGAAGUGAGAAUUUAAACAAAAAUAAAAGAAUUUAGGAAAAAAAAUCAACUUAUCACCCCACAA